AUGGACUACAGUGCUGUAAACCUCGAGCGUAUUAUUGGAUCACUAAAAAAGCAAGUAACACAGCAGGACCAGGAUAAGUUGCUUCCUUACACAGAAACGGAAGACAGGCGGACUAUUAUCUUUCAAAGAAUGCAGGAAGAAGACUCCAUGGGAAAAUUCUACUGUCUUAUUUUGCUGCAGAAAAGCCUAAACAAGCCCAGGACCGAGCAGGAGUUGGAUAAUUUCCUGGAAAGUGUCCAGUACAUCCUGGAAAGUGUACACUUUUCUACGCAUUUGGAGAUUUCCAAGGCAGCCUCCCUGUACUCCUCCGCAGCCCUUUUCUACUGGCCCAUAAAGAUGCCGCAAUUCGUGAACACUCUCUCCGCGCUCAUUCACAACAGAAACCCCUUGGGAGUCCUUGCCCUGAAGAACUUCCUGCAACUUGUGAGUGACUCCCUGGAAAUAACGGAAGAAAGAAGAUACGAACUAAAAAAAGCAAUUUCCAAGAUAGAAGGAAACUUGCUCACACUGUUGUACCAGUGCGGCAGCAGAAUAGACGUUCUGGAGGUGCUUCUGCUUAUGAAUAGGCUUGACAUCGUUAACGACCGCAUCACAGUCCUUCUCCUGGAGACCCUGGAGGGAGAAGACCCAGCCACAAACGAGGCACUUUCCAGAUUCAUCAGAAAUAUCACGAUAAAUGCGAAUCCCAGCCUCUUCCACGGGAUACUCUCCGCCCUUUGCACGAAGAGUCCGCCACUCGCAGCUGCUUUCGUGGGAAAUAACGUAAACAUCCUCGAAGGAUCUGGGAGAGAAAGCGCCCCUCUAGCGUACAAGGCAGUGAGUCAGUGCAUAUUCUUCCUUGAGGAGAUGGACUCGGCAGAGAUAGAGGCUUUCCUGAAAGUCUACCUGAAACUUAUAAGGAGUUUCUGCAAGCAAAAAUCCUGCGAUCUUUCAGGUAUUCUGGCAGUUCCGUACCCGGAAUUCGUCGUUCGCCUGGCAAAGGCCCUGGACUCGGAGGGAGAGGAAAACAGGGCAGUCACGGAGGGAGUCCUCGGAGUAGUGGGCGCAGUAGGGGCCCUGGCGAAGGAGCAGAACACGGAAAUGUUCAGAGAGUGCCACUGGAAUAUGCCUUCUUCCCUCGCAGAAGUCGUUAUCAGGAACCUGAUCUGCCCAGUUUACACAGGAAAUCCAUUCCUGGACCUGAAACAGGCAGUUGUCUUUAAGGACGCAGGAGAGGCACUGCACUCCCUGGAGAAGGCACAGAUGAAGACACAGAAGGAGUGCAAUGCCGUUAGAGAAGCCGUUGAAAUGAUGCACGAAAUGGGCACAGUCUCAGACCAGAAGAUCCUCGCCCUGUACGAGAGAGCACUCGCAGCAAAUAACUUCUACAGCAUCGACUUGGCAGUUUCCUUGGGACUUCUCAUGCAGAGAGACAGCCUCGUCCUGGGAGCAGUAAAUAACUUCGCAGGAAAAGGCGUAGUCGCAUUUAUUAGCAUGAUAGAGAAGUGUCCGCACUUGGCGUUUGGGCUUUUUGACGAAUUUAUCAGGCACUUGCUCGCGAGAGAAGAGAUCAUAAAUGAGAUCGAGGCACUGAGUAAGCUCCUGGAGAGGGAGAGCGCCCUGAAAAAGGCCAGAGUAGACGCAGUACAGCUCUUUGGGAGGGAGGUUUUGGAGAAAGUCUUCUCCAGGAUAGACGCAGGAAGCGUAGUUGAGCUCAGAAAAGUCGCUAAAAUCCUCCCGUUUCUCCAGGAAAAAGUCCACGAGGCUUUCCUCCAGAAGAUGUGGAUCCGGGCGAAGGGAGAACUCGAGAGGCAGAUGCUGGAAAAUGACCACGCUCACGGAAGUGCAGUGCAGAGCAUCGUGGGAAGCAUCGCAGCAGAGUGCAAGUCCCCAGUCGAGGGACAGGUGCUUUACGAUCUCGUGGAAUUCGGAGAAUACCCCGUUAGAAGCGUCCUGCAGGGAGUCAAGGGAGUAAUCGCAGGAAGUAAAGCAUCAGAGUACGCCAGAGACGUAUUGAGGGCAAUGGUAAGCGUCCUUGUAAGCGCAUACGCAACAAACUCAGACGAAAACACCAGAGCAGCAAUCGUUGGACUCCUGAUUGAGGACCCAGAGAGAGUAGACGCACUCCAGGAGGCAUACGGAAUCGACUUGGGAGAGGUCAGAGCAGCAAAGGAGAAAAGACCCCCCAUGAAGAGAGCCCUUAGAAGAGUCGAGGGAAUGAGCGAGAAGCACGGAGCCCUCUUGAAAAAGGCAAAGACAGAGUCCCAGGAGGAAGACCCUGAUAGAUGGAGCAAAAUAGCAACGCCUUUCAUGUAG
This is a messenger RNA of Nematocida major, 2295 nucleotides long. RefSeq lists its product as uncharacterized. NCBI's taxonomy places the organism in Eukaryota, Fungi, Microsporidia. The transcript has a single exon. Bases 1 to 2295 code for a protein of 764 amino acids. The record is from RefSeq and is a predicted model, not a curated record.